AUACAUCCCCGCCAGCAUGCACAGACUUAUAUUUCAAUAAACUGCACAUUAUGAAUAUAUAUUAUUAUGACUUUGUGUGAAAACACUAAAUAAUGCCACUGACAACACUCAUGUCGUCGAUCCAACGUGCAGCUGCUGCGCAGCCGGUUUGUUUCUGCCUCCUUCUCUGCUUUUUGUCGCAUUGGAUUUAAAGGCGAAGCAGAGUUGGAUUUCCAAGUUAAAGAGAUGGUGGCUGCUUCUCCAUAGCUGUGUGUGAAGCAACAUGAAUGUCAGUAACAAGAACAGUGUCCUGUGGUGAUUUUUUUUGGGGGGAGACGGGAAAAACCUCUGACUGGGGGAAGGAGGUCGAGGUACCCGGUGAAGAAACCCGCCGGACAGCCGGGGGAGCAAACUGGAGCGCGUCCAGCUGGCAGGCUGAGCAGAGAGCAGUGUGCCUCACAAAACAGAGGACGCAGUGAAGGACACUGGGAUACACACCCCUGCACUCCUGCUGGAUCAUGGGUAACCAUACCGGCAAAGACGGCCAUGGCACCACAGGUUCUCCUUUAGAUUUCUUCCACACGCCUCCAACCACACCCUCAGAGGCAGAUCUGACUGCCAUGGCCUUAUCCUCUGCAGCUUCCUCUAAUAAGGCACAGACGCCAUCACCACCAGCCGACAGCACCGCCCCCACCACUCCUGCCACCACCACUCCAGCAGACUGGACACAGAAACCGCCUGCUCCCUCUGAAUGGGCUGUGAUAAGCGUAGACAGCGCCGCCAGCUCAGAGACGAAUGUGAGUGAUGCAGCAGCGAGGCACGGGAUGGCAGCGGGCAGCCCGGGCAGUCCGGCAUCUCCGCCUCUGUCCAGAGAAUCACCUUCAGAGCAGAGCUGGCAGGAGCGGGACAGCGGGCUGGAGCCGCAGGCUGCAGAGGAGAGAGCCGGAGAGGAGAUGACUCUGGUUUUACUCAGCCUGAUGGAGCACUACAGGGCCUCACUAGGCCUGACCCCCAACACUGAUGUUACCACAGGAGCAGUAGAGCUGCUCAGGCGCUUGAUAACGCAGAAAGAUGAGCUGGUUGAGGAGGUGGACAUGCUAAAGGAGACACUGAGGACGGAGAGGUUGGAGUGGCGUCAGUUCCAGUGUGACCUCCAGGUCGCGGUGUCCGUGGCCGACCGGCUGAGGGUCGAGGCGGAGCAGGCUCUGGGUUUGCUCCAGGAGAGCCACAGGGCUGUGGAGGAGCAGUUGGCUCGGGCCCUCAGGAGACAGGAGGAGAAGGACCGAGAGUUGGAGGCUCUGAGAGCCGAGCACAGAGACGUCUGCCUCAAACUAACUGAACUCAACCUGCAGCGACAGCAGGAGCAAGCUGAGCUGGAAGCUCUGAGCAUCGCAUGCCGGGUGAGAGACGUGACGGAUUAUGACCAACAGGCAGAGAGACAAGACUCUGAGGAGGGGCGGGGGGAGGACAUACAGGAAGUCUUGGCGGUAAAGGAGGAAGAUGAAGACGACACUGAAGAGAAAAAUGUUGAAAAGCAAAAAGAGGAAAAUGAAACGGAUCAAGAGGUGGAUGCUGAAGUUGUGGAUCAUGAUCCUGAGGAGGCGAAUGGAUCAGAGAGCGCACAGCUGACGGGGAAAGGGGUGGCGGAGGCAUACCUUCGAAGUUUGGCCGCCCUGGAGAAGAAGAAAGAAGGAGGACGAGGGCAUAAAGAUCCGAGGAGGAUCGUGAUGCUGGCUGAACGAUCUUGGAGUCUCUCUCGUCUGCCACUCCCAAUUGACCCCGUCAAUGAAAACGGGACCCCAAAAAACACAAGUACAACAUUGCCGCUAUGCAAGAAAGAAGAGCCACCGACGCGGAGAAGGAUGGACCGCGUUCUACAGCGGCAGGACAGCUGGUCCAGCUUUUACACAGGAAAACAGGAUGAGGACCAAAGCUCAGAUUCCAUCAAACCACAGGAUGGCUUCAGCGCUCUGCUGAGGCGUCACGGCGGCUCCAGAAGAAACUCCCUGCUGCGCUGGUGCCAGAGUCGUACCCAUGGUUACAAGAAUAUUGAGAUCACAAACUUCAGCAGCAGCUGGGAGGACGGCUUGGCGUUCUGUGCCGUUUAUCACACGUAUUUACCGACUCACAUCCCGUACAACACCCUCAACCCAGCAGACAAGAAGGAAAAUCUGGACCUUGCUUUUAAGACAGGAGAGAGCGUGGGAAUCACAGCCACACUGACAAUGGAGGAGAUGCUGAAAGCCGACGGGCCGGACUGGCAGAAGGUCCUGGGUUACGUCGAAAGCAUUUUCCGUCACUUUGAGAUGUGAAGUCUGUUUCCUCUCGUCUUCUGCCUGGUUCUUUCUUACCAACAAAGGACUGAAACACUGCUCACCACAAGAGGGAGCGCUACUCAUAAUGAACCGGCCAGCCAGUCAGUGUUAGAUUUUAUAUUAUUUUAUGUAUGGAUACAACAUCCUCCACACAGAAAAGAUUAUUUGCCGGCACCCUGGUGGAAAAACAACUGAACCUUGGUGUAUUUUUAUUUUUCUAGCUGCCGGGUGAUGAUGCACAAGACACACAGAGAUUUGUCAUUGAGUUAAAAAUCGGUCCAGAAUAUAAACACCUGCUUUAUUUUCACUUUUGUUACUGGGAGCACUGGUUUUGCACUUUUGCCUUUUUGAAAUAUAUACACUGAGCACUUUAUGAUUACAUUUGUGUUGUAUUUUUAAGUGGAUGAUUUGGGGAAACUUUAUUAUUUUUAUCAUGAACCUCCCCUGCCAUGAUCAUCGUAUCAUCAUGUCUGCAUGCACCCAAACCUAAAACCCACAAACUAAGAGGAAGGCGGUAGAUGUGAAGCCAGAUUUUAUGUUGGAAUAGUGACGCUUCAACGUUAAACACUACACAGUCUGUCUAAAGGAAAUGUAUAUAUGUAAAUGUGUGUAAGCGCUCCAGUAUUUUUAAAAAACAUGGUAAACAUAUGAAGAUGUUGUUGCCAAAGCCUUAUUGCAAUAAUAAAGUUAUGUACGUGGACGUUUGUUUACUCUAUUAAAACCACACACACAGAUUCACAGAAAACCUUUUUAAUUUUAACAAAAGGAUGACAUAUCAUACAUGACGGCAUAUAAAAAUGGUUUAAAAUGAU
Molecule: messenger RNA, 3106 nt
Organism: Larimichthys crocea (large yellow croaker)
Lineage: Eukaryota; Metazoa; Chordata; Actinopteri; Sciaenidae
Product: cytospin-B
Exons: 12
Coding region: 498-2291 (597 amino acids)
Molecular function (GO): protein binding
Source: RefSeq, a predicted model, not a curated record